UGGCGAUUAUGCUGUCGGUUGAAUGGGCGUUCUUAACUAAAUUUUAUGUUAAAAAUAAAUAAUUUGGCGGAAUAGUUUAAAAAGUGGAUAAUUAUAACUGAUCUUGGAGCUGAUUUUUAAUUAUGGAUUCGAUGUUUGAUUCAGAUGAAGACCUUCCAGAUCUGGAAUUGAUGGCCACGCAGACAUACGUGACUGACUUGCAAGCCAUGAACCCUACUGUUGUACAAGUGCACCAAGUAACACAGAACUCCAAGACCCCAUCUUCCAGCCAGUCCAGUCAAGCAACAAAAACGGCUACUAUAAUUCAGCCCGCCUCAGCCCAUUCGGGCCAACAGCAGUUUAUUGUAACCACGUCGGUAGCUGAAGCGCUGGCUGAGCAGAGUCAGAACCAGGAGAAUAUCCUGAACCAAGGAGGGCAGCUCUACCCAGCCCACGUACAGUAUGUAGAAGGCAAUGACCCCAGUAUCUACGCAUCUACAAACGGUCAAAUGGUUCGCUGGAAUAAUGACGGACAAUACACUGGUGACUAUGGGCAGACUGCUGUGUACAACCCCUCCAAUAAUACGUAUUAUCAGACAAGCUCUGGUCAGGUAGGCUUACAUGUGACCAACAUGGGCACAGUGAUGCAAGGCCACAUCCUGACCCAGCAGGGCAACACAUACCUCAUCCAGGGGGGCACCAUGGAUGGGGAGGGUGCACCCUUCACCCACACCACACGAGCAUCACCCGCCACGGAUGAGUUAUACAACAGAAGUCAAGAACAGUCGGCACUGGCCCGCUAUGCCAGUAGUCUGGAAGGGAAAGGUAGCUCUGUAAACCUAGACGUCCCGUCACUGAAGAGCGGGGUCCAGUGGCUGAUAGACAACUAUGAGACAGCGGACGGUGUGAGCCUGCCCCGCAGCACCCUGUACAACCACUACCUGCGCCACUGCCAGGAGCAGAACCUGGACCCCAUGAACCCCGCCUCGUUUGGAAAACUCAUCCGCUCCGUGUUCUUGGGUCUGAGAACUCGCAGACUUGGUACCAGAGGUAACUCUAAAUAUCACUACUAUGGGAUCCGUAUCAAGGCCAACUCCCCACUGAACCAGUUCACGGACGACCAGACCAUGCCCAUGAGGCAGCAGCCUCUCUAUCAGGGAAAAAAGUUCCGCCCAAAGUCUGAGUAUGGUGAUGGUGGUUAUGGUGGUGUGGAUGGCCAGUCAGAACACCAGCCCACCACCCAGCAGCACCAGCAUCAGCAGUUCCUUGGCGACGCAUCCACUGCUAUACCCAACUUUGGUGACAUGGAGAUUACCUCCCUUCCCCUGCCAGACGGCAUACACAUGGACCACCUGAACGUGUUCCAAAAGAUGUACAGAGAGCAUGCCGAGGCGGUUGUGGACGUGGUUGUGAACCUACAGUUCUCCCUGAUAGAGGCCCUCUGGCAGGGCUUCUGGAGGAAUACUUCGCUUGACUCAGGACCAGACAAUGACUAUGAGAAGAGAUUGCCAAAGGAUAAGCUGUACCUGCUGUGUAAAUACGAGCCAGUGCAGAACUAUGUACGCAAGUCGGACUACAUGUUUUAUCAAGCCUUAGUAGAAGUCCUUAUACCGGACGUGCUGCGGCCUAUACCAAGUUCACUUACUCAAGCCAUCCGCAACUUUGCCAAGAGCCUGGAGAACUGGCUGAAGGGGGCGAUGGCAAACGUGCCUGAGGAGAUGGUGAAGACAAAGCUGGGCGCGGUCAGUGCCUUUGCCCAGACGCUGCGCCGCUACACGUCUCUCAACCACUUGGCGCAGGCUGCCCGCGCAGUACUGCAGAACACAUCACAGAUUAACCAGAUGCUCACAGAUCUCAAUCGAGUUGACUUUGCUAAUGUACAGGAGCAGGCCAGCUGGGUGUGCCAAUGUGAGGACAGCACGGUACAGCAGCUGGAACAGGACUUCAAGAAGACACUUCAGGCCCAGAACUCACUCGAGCAGUGGGCCGUCUGGCUGGAGGGCGUCGUCAACCAGGUGCUCAAACAGCACGAGGGCAGCCCUAACUUCCCCAAGGCGGCCAGGCAGUUCCUACUCAAGUGGUCCUUCUACAGCUCAAUGGUGAUACGUGACCUGACACUGCGCAGUGCCGCCAGUUUUGGGUCAUUCCACCUGAUCCGACUACUGUACGACGAGUACAUGUUCUACCUGGUCGAACACAAGGUGGCCUCAGCCACGGGUGAGACGCCUAUAGCUGUCAUGGGAGAGGUAUGUUUUGUUGACCUGAGCAGUGCUGUUGCAAUGAGCUUCUCAGAGGCUGAGGUUGAGAAACCCCAUCUCCCCAUGCACACAAAACCCGUCGGCGGCGCAAUGAUCAAGGGACCACCAGCACUUAUCCAGGCUCCAUUAUCAAAGGCCAUGGCUGGGGCAACGUCGCUUAUCACGCGAUCAACAGCCGACGGCCAUGGCGGAAACUCUGGUCCCACCUUAAUGGUUCUCACCACAAGUUCAAUGGCAACAGCCAAUCAGAAUGGAGCCCUUAACAUUGCCUCGUCAGGUUCCCAUUUAAAAAUGGCAACGUCCGGAGGCAUGGGUGGGGCAACGUCUCAUACGCGAACAGCAAUGGAUGGCCAUGGCGGGAACUCAGGUCCCACUUUAAUGGUUCUCACCACUAGUUCGAUGGCAACAGCCAAUCAGAACGGAGCCAUGAACAUCGCCUCAUCUGGUGCCCAUGGUGGGACGCUAACAGUGAAAACAGCUUCGUCUGGGGGUGGUUUGGCAGGGGCUAAAACUAUUGUUGUGAUGCCUGUCUCCAAUAACUACGCAACUGGUGAUGGUGCAACGGCCAAACGAUUUAAGAUUGAAUGACAUGCUGUUGGAUGAGCUCGUGAUGUUUUUAUUGGAAAUACUGAAGUUGACAUCACUUGAGCAUAGGGUAAAACUUCUAGUCCCUGAGGAUGUGAUUUCCUUUGAACUGAGGAAUGUUUUAUGACCUUAAUAAGUGAAGUUUUGACGUUUGCUCACAGUAGAACAGGAUCUUGAGCAAAAGUUGUACCUCUUUAUACGGAUCUGGUCUCAAGCUGCUGUGGAAUUCUUAGUUGUAGCGAUGAAAGUGUCUUGAAUACCCUCUGGUUUAUGAAAAAGCCUGGAUUUAGAGAAGCAUGACCCUUGUAUGCAACUUGGAUUUUGCUCAUUGAAGAGUUAUUUUUAUUAUUGGGAUGAAUGUGUGUUAGUAUGUUUUACAGUUAACUGUUAAUGCUUUGUAUGUGCUCAUGUUGAAAAGCAUAUUUAUAUUUUUGGGAAAAAAAUAUGUGCUCUGCAAAUAUUUGUAAAAUGAAUCUGAAUACAAAUUGUUUUUCAGUGACUUCUUGUUGUUAUAAAGAUGAUUUGUAAUUGAACAAAACAUUUAACAGUUUUACCUUUUCAAAAUGUUACAUUUGUUCUUUUUGGCAAAAUCUUUCCUACUGUAGUUGAUUAUUGAUCACACAGAGUACCAUUUUUGUGUUAUCCUGGUUUAACUUAAUGUUAUUUGUGUUCAUCCAUUUGUGUACAUGUAAUCAUUUUCAGGCAUGUAAUGUUAAUUGUUUUAUUUGCUUUUCAGUGUUGAGUGAACUACAUGUACUGUAGAUAGUGCAUCGUUGUGUACCGGUACAUUUGUUUAUAUUUAUUGACAUGUUUAUUUAACAGCGGAUUCCGAAAUGGAACUUUUUUUUGCAUGUAGUUAUUUAGGUUUGUCAUGGCUUGAUAUUACUGAACCAGAUAGUCUCGAAUGAGCAGCCAAGUCUGUUCUUUGUAUCCCAUACUUGUUUGAUAAGACUUUGUUUAGUAGUUAUGUCUGUGUAUUCUUAAUUUUAGUGAAAGAACAUAAAUUAACAUUAGAAAAUAACAUGAAAUGCAUUAUAAGUUUUAGAUUUUAUUCUUAAUUUUACAAUGUAUGGUCAGAAGUAACAGAUUUCUCAUCAUGAAUCCCAUACCAGAAAGUCUGUUUUAUUUGUGAUCAGUAUUUCACUGUGAAAUAAUCAGAUUUGUCAAGAAGGCCAGAUUUCUUCCAUUAAACUAGUGAGAAGAAAAUUGCUAUAAGCAUGUUCACAUGAAAAUGAAAAUCAUAAAUUAGCCAAAGUUUAAGAUUUAGUAUUGGAAGAUACUCACAUAAAGCUUUUCAACUUUAGUGAAUGAAGUCUUACUUGAAUAUUUCAUACUUUACAAGAUGACACCUGGUCCUUUUAUUCUUGAAAAAAAAGAAUUUGUAAAGAUGAUGCAUUCUUUAUUACAUAAACGCACUUGUUACAUGCACUGAAAUCAAAUUUAUUUAUUUAGAACAGCUGCUAAAAUGUCUGUGGUGUAGAGUACAUUUGUGAUAGAUGUAUAGUAUUUAAGUGUUACUAUUUUACAUCAUUGUGUGUUUUAUUUCAUUGAAGACAUUUUUUAAACACAGAUAAUAUUUUUUCAUGUAAUAUUUUUGUCUUGUGCUUUUUCUCAUAAGGAACAAAGAAUGUCCAUGUUGAACAUAUUUAACCAAAGGAUUUAGAAUAUAAAGAAGUUGGAGGAUCUAAUUUUCAAACGGUGGCUUUUUGUAAAAAAUUUCUUUCAGAGACAUAUUACCGAUUGUCAUAAUUUUCAUGUCAUCAAAUUCAUUACAAACUUUAAAACAGUGAAGGGCAUAUGCAUGUGCCUACAAUGUUGAUAGUUAUUUUUCAUUUUCAACCGGGGUAUAAAUCAGUAGAAAUAAUACCAAAGCAAUGCGAAGAUGAAAUUUGAAUGGGAAGCAACCGUCGUCCCUAGUCAAGUGAUGUUAAAAUUGGAGUGUAAUAAGUCUGAAAGCAUGCAGGUUUUAUCAGCCCUGUGAAUUUCUCCGAUACAGCUGGGUAUAUAUCUGGGAUUACUGCUAUGCUGGUCUAAACAGCUGUGCUACCCCUGUGCUAGUAGUAGUUCUUACAUUACCACAAUUAGAGCACACACAUCCUCCCAUCUCCACCAGUUCAACAGAUGAGCCCAGGCCUCUUUGAUGGGGGGUACUUGGGCUCGGGGUUUAAAGGAAUUUUAGCAGGACAUUUGGAAGUAAAAGAAUGUACAGAUAUCAUUUCCAUUUUUUGACAUAGUGCCUUGUGUAGAGUUUUUACAUAAACAUUUAUUCUUCGUUUCAUUAUUGUUAAAAAAAAGAUUUUGUAUAUUGAGCAAUGUUUUUUCUACCAGAGAAGAGAGUUUCACAGUUGGUAUUCCCUUUAACAUGCCUUUGUAUUUUUUUUCAAGCUUAACACAUUUGAACUGCUUGUGUUUUAACAAUUUAAGCAAUUUUACAUUCUUUUUUAUUGUGUUGUUUUGAUUGUAUUUUCUGAUUUCAUUAAUUAGUGUUUUAAUCAUUUGCCAUAUUUUAUAUGUUUAUAUUUAAGGUAUUGUUUUGUUGUAUGUUUUAACUUAUUUAUGUCGUCAAAUUGUACAUAUAUUGGCAACACAUGUGGCAUACAGCAGGUUAAUAUAACUUCAGUAAAUGCAGUUUAAAGCUUUGAGAGAAUAUCAGAAUGGCAUGUAUGGACAGUGAUAAAAUGUUCACUCUAGUGGGCCCGUUUGUAUGCAUUUCUUUACAGUUGUUUGCCCCACAUGUUGCCUUGUUUAUGUAGUUAGACUGAAAUGUGUUCAAAGAUUUUCAAUGUUAUAUUUUACUUUAGAAUUUAAGGCAUGGUUGAUCGUAUAGGUCAAAACAAAUCUGACUGCAAAAAUCUUUUCCUUCUAAUUUUAUUGUUCGAGACUCUCUUUCAAUGUAUAACCAGAUUUCCAAGCAUUUUCUCCAUGACACAAUAUUUAUGUGUUAUCUUGAUUGACCUGUAUCAAUUGCAUUCUUGAAAAAUCACAAUAAUGCCGUAUUAAAGUCAUGUUUUCUAAAAGUGUGUUUAGGAUUUCGAAACCAUGAUUUAGUAUGGAUUUCUACAUAAACUGGUGAUUUUCUACCCAAGGUCAGAAACUACCGUAGCGGGUGUUUAACCAACUGCAUAUGAAAUCCUUGUUUUUGUUUCUUAUUUAAAGUAACUACCUGUUCAAAGUACAUGUAUUUUGAUAAUUUCAUAUUAAGUAAGGUGGUAUUUGUAUGUUUGUGAUUAGAAUAUGUUUGAAAUAGACUUUCAGUUUAAUCUAUUUAAGAAAUGUAUAUCAGAAAUAUUAUGUAAAGCAUUAAAAUGAAAGUGGUAAAGAUGUCCUGCCUGUAAAUUAGUUGUGGCCACACUGGUUUGUUUAAGAAUUAUGCGCUUAGCAUCUCAGUUAUGGUAGAUGUGUACAUGAUAAUUGCCAGUUUAAAGACAUGAAAUAAAGUUUCAAAUAUUUUUUUAUUUAUUUAAAAAUGGUGUGUCAGAAGUGAUAUCACAUUUUGUAUUAAAGAGUUCAAACAUUGUUUUGCUUUAAAAAUCUAUACUUAUAUUCCUGAAAAAAGUUGAACAUGCACUUUUUUGGCAACAGUUUGUAACGGCAUUCGACAGGGUUUGCAUAACAUGAGCGGUUUGUUUUAGAAGAAAACAUGAAUUACUUGUGCUAUGACUGUUAAAAUACGCCAAAAUUUGGUGUUAGCCUUAGGGUAUUUAAUAUCAUUAAACCAUGUGUGACUUUCAACAUUAAAUCAUGUCCAUAGACCCAUCCUGAUGUAAUUUAAAUGUACCAUGAAGUUGGAAAAUAAUAUAUCCCUAUCGGAUUAUUAUGAUUAAUAUACCCAGUGCAUGGGCCUAAACAUACUUACACAGGCUGUCCGAAAAUUCUGUUUAAGGUAAUAUUUGGUAGGCACUUAAAAUGCAUACAACAAAUAUAUGUUGAUGAUUGCUUGAUUUUCAUGUGUGAUAUGCACAUUGGACACAUGUGUUGAGCAUGUUUGUUCGGUAUAGCAAAACAAAGACCUAUAGAGUACACUAUAUGUCUUUGAGCAAAAUAAAUAUUAUAGGCACAUUUUGGGGUAUAGUAAAUAUUUCCCCUCAAAGAGUAAUGUCAAAUUAGCCAUCGACUCGUGUAGACAUAACUGACGUCAGUGUUUAAAAAUGUCUAUACCCAUAUUCUGCCAAUUAUGUUUAAUGUAAUUCAGUAUGCUUUUGAGGAUUUUUUCAAAGGAAGAUGACACAUAAUACCAAAGAUGACUUCUGCUGAAGUUUAUUCCAUACAAUGAUAAAUGAGCAAUUUCUAGCUGGAUAUUUGUGGCAGUUGAAAUGUUUUCCUGAAAUUCUUAGCUCCAGUAUUAUAUAUAUAUCCUGUCGUAUAUGCAAGUUGUGUCUGUCCUUGUCUUGCUGUUUUUCUCAUACUGUCAAAAAGCCCAUGCUGUUUUAUAUUUAUAUUUCUGAAUGCAAUUCUGUAUUUUAUGAAUCAAACAAAAACAUGUUGAAAAUUAAAUUAUCCAAAGUGUA
Molecule: messenger RNA, 7330 nt
Organism: Dreissena polymorpha
Lineage: Eukaryota; Metazoa; Mollusca; Bivalvia; Myida; Dreissenidae
Product: transcription factor RFX3-like
Exons: 18
Coding region: 123-2825 (900 amino acids)
Biological process (GO): regulation of transcription by RNA polymerase II
Molecular function (GO): RNA polymerase II cis-regulatory region sequence-specific DNA binding; DNA-binding transcription factor activity, RNA polymerase II-specific
Source: RefSeq, a predicted model, not a curated record